AUUCCCCCGACAUGUCUCGACGUCGGGAAAUGUUGUUUUUGAAGCUGAUUCACCUUUAGCUCCAGAACUUACCGCGGAGGCACUUCCUGCUAAAGUAAAAAUCCCACAAAUUGGCAUGUACGAUGGAACAUCGGACCCAUAUGCACACUUGGGUCAUUAUACGUCUUGGAUGGAUUUACAUGGUGCCUCAGAUGCUUUGAGAUGUCGGAUGUUUUCGCUUACACUGGGGCCACAAGCACAAAAAUGGUACUAUACUCUUCCACCUCAUUCAAUUUGGAAGUGGCAACAGUUACGUGCGGCCUUCCGAUCACACUUCAUCGGAGCUCAAAUUUGUCUCAUCCCAAAAGAAUCAAUUACUAACAUCAUGCAAAAAGACGACGAGACUAUUAAGGACUACGUGUCUCGGUUUAACGACCGAAUUCAAAACAUAGAGCCUUGUCACCCUGAGACCCUGUUAGUAACCACGAUUGCCGGACUGAAGCCCAACUCGAUGUUUCGUUGGACCCUAUGCCAAAACAAACCGGCUACGUUUCAAGAAUUCCUUGUACGAGCUCAACAAUUUAUUAUUGCCGAGGAAUCGAAGUCGGUUCCCACCCCGAUUGGAGGGAUUCCUGUUCAUCGAAUUUUGGUUGACACGGGAGCUCACUCAAGUAUUUUGAUGCUCCGCACUUUCAAGAAAUUGGGUUUGGACCCAGCAGACAUCAGGCCUUGCAACGACCAAAUUCAAGGUUUCAAUGGAUGUAUUUCUUGCCCUGUCGGCGAAAUAUUGCUCCCUAUUCGAUUUGGUGGCUUUGGACCAAAAUCCAAAAUUAUUAUGGAGACUUUCAAAGUCUUGGAUGUCCGGAAUGAAUAUAAUGCUGUUAUAGGGCGGACUGCACUUUACAAACUUCGUGCUGCUGUGUCAAUUUUUCAUUAUGCCCUGAAGUUCCCCACCAUUGAAGGAGAAUGCACUCAUUACGGAGAUCAACGAGAAGCCCGAAGUCUGAUGUUGCUUUCAACCUCGCGUAACUUUCAUAUGAUUGAAGAGCAGGAUACUGAUAACUCUAUUGGGUUGGACAACCCAACUCUUAAUGCUGAAAGAACUGAUAAGUUCGCUCCAGAUACCGACAUUUCUCUUGCAGAUACCGAUGUCCCUAUGACGUCGAUUUUGCCCGAAACAUUAACUGAAGCCCUUGAUCAAGAGCAACCUUUUCAUGAGAAAGAUAUAGGGAUACACGAAGAUAUGGAUCCACGGAUGCAGUUUAAAGAUGGGAGUCAUCAUAUCUGGGCGGAACCAGUUGAAGAUGUCGAAACCAUUUACGUGGAUGGAUCGACUCAGGAAAAAUCGUUACGCAUUGGAGCUAAUCUUCAAGAACCUCUACGGUCGAGCUUAAUUCAGUUUCUUCAGUCAAAUUCCGACGUAUUCGCUCGGAAGCAUGAAGACAUGAAAGGAAUUGACCUGCAGAAAGCGUGUCAUCGCUUGAAUUUGGACAAGACUGUCAAGCCUGUCAUACAGAAACGCCAAAAGUUCGGCCCAGAUCGCCAGAAGGCCCUUGAAGAGGAAGUAAACAAGCUCAUAGACAAUAAGUUCGUCAAAGAAGCCAAAUACCCGACGUGGAUAUCGAAUCUCGUCUUGGUUGAGAAAGCCACCGGCCUUUGGCGCUUGUGUAUUGAUUUCUCAGAUUUGAAUCAAGCAUGCCCGAUAGAUAGGUAUCCCAUUCCACAUAUUGAUUAUAUGGUGGAUGCUACAUCGGGACAUCGACUCAUGAGUUUUUUGGACACCUAUUCCGGUUACAAUCAAAUUCCCAUGCACCCUGAUGAUGCUGAACAUACGUCGUUCUACUCAGCCCGAGGUCUUUAUUGUUAUGUCAUGAUGACUUUCGGAUUGAAGAAUGUUGGGGCCACAUACCAAAGAUUGGUCAAUAAAAUGUUUGCUUGUUUGAUCGGUCACACAAUGGAAGUUUACGUGGACGACAUGCUAGUAAAAUCGGAACAGGCCUCUGAUCAUAUCGCUCACCUGUCUGAAGUUUUUGACAUUCUCCGAGAAUAUUCCAUGGUCCAUAAUCCUAAGAAGUGUACUUUUGGAGUUGGAUCAGGGAAAUUUUUAGGAUACAUGGUGAGUCAGAGAGGGAUCGAAGCCAAUCCCGCCAAGAUCCAAGCCAUACUUGAAUUGGCUCCCCCGACAUCUAGCAAGAGUGCCCAAGCUUUAACCGGUCGACUGGCAGCUCUAAACCGAUUCAUUUUGAAGUCGAAGGAUCAUUGUAAGCCGUUCUUUGACGCUAUCAGAAAGAAGAAGCCGUGCGAAUGGACCGUGGAAUGUCAGAAUGCUUUUGACAAUAUCAAAGAAGUUCUUUCACGGUUACUGACGUUGCAGAAACCUCUUCCUGAUGAACCUUUGUAUUUGUACCCGGGUGUAAGUGACGUUGCUGUCAGUGCUGUUCUUAUACGACAAGAUGGACUUCAACAGUUCCCGAUAUAUUACAUUAGCAAGGCCUUACAUGACGUUGAAUUGCGAUAUCCAUAUAUGGAGAAGUUAGCCUUUGCUCUAAUCAUUGCUGCACGAAAGCUGCGCCCAUAUUUUCUAGAACAUUCUAUUAUC
This is a messenger RNA of Striga hermonthica, 2578 nucleotides long. The record is from the annotation of a GenBank genome assembly. Lineage: Eukaryota; Viridiplantae; Streptophyta; Magnoliopsida; Lamiales; Orobanchaceae.